Messenger RNA from Saprolegnia parasitica CBS 223.65, 665 nucleotides. RefSeq lists its product as hypothetical. The transcript is spliced from 2 exons. Lineage: Eukaryota; Oomycota; Saprolegniomycetes; Saprolegniales; Saprolegniaceae. The record is from RefSeq and is a predicted model, not a curated record. Gene Ontology annotation, biological process: N-terminal peptidyl-glutamic acid acetylation. Bases 76 to 603 code for a protein of 175 amino acids. Gene Ontology annotation, cellular component: NatA complex. Gene Ontology annotation, molecular function: protein-N-terminal-glutamate acetyltransferase activity; protein N-terminal-serine acetyltransferase activity.
AACCUCUGGAAAUGGAUAUUUCGGGACGCGGAUCCAACCACGCAUUUGUGGACGACGAGUGAGCCGACGACCAAGAUGGUGUCCAUCCGCAAUGCGACGGUGACGGAUCUUCUGGCGAUGCAGAACGCGAACCUGUGGUGCCUGCCCGAGAACUACCAGAUGAAGUACUACUACUACCACAUCAUGUCGUGGCCGCAGCUGCUCUACGUGGCCGAGGACCACGACGGCAAGAUCGUGGGCUACGUGCUCGCCAAGAUGGAAGAGGAGGCGACCGUGCCGCAUGGCCACAUUACGUCGCUCGCCGUGCUCCGGACACACCGCAAGUGCGGCAUUGCCACCAAGCUCAUGAAGGCGGCGCAGCGCGCGAUGGUCGAGAGCUUCAAGGCCGAGUAUGUCUCGCUGCAUGUGCGCGAGGGUAACGCGGCCGCGAUCCACCUCUACCGACACACGCUCAAGUACCAAGUGUACGACAUUGAGAAGGGCUACUACGCCGACGGCGAGGACGCGUACGACAUGCGCCUCCCGUUCACGGACAAGUGCAACACGGCCAUGGCCGCCAACGUCGCCAAGUGGAACAAGUACCUCGCCGACCUCGGCAAGUAGAUUAGCAUCGAGGCAGCGACGCGUUGUGCUUAAUAAUAAUAGGUGCGGAUGUACUGAUCGGA